CUGCAUUUUCCAUUGGGAAAUUAGAAGGGCGUACAAGUGAAAAUAAUCCAGAAAAAGUAGGCAGAAAGUAGAAAAGACUGGGAUUAUUGGGAUAGCCCUGUCGAAAUCUGAAUCGAAAAGCAAGCUAUUUCGAUUCAGCUGUGAAGAUCAUAAAGUAGAAAAGAAAAAUGGAGAAAUUAGUAUUGAUGAGAUCGUUGUGCCGCUCGAUUUGCCGAAGAUCUCAAGCUUUAACCCCCACCUCCGCCGUCGUCGCCGCUGCUACGUCCGUCGUAAACCACGAUAUCCGCCGCCUGCAUUUCUCUUCUCCCGCGCUUCCCACCUCCUUUCAUGAUCAUCUACCCUAUGGUUACUCGAAUCCUUUAGCAAUGCGCAUUGGGGGUACACGGUCAUUCAGCGAAGAUGUUGCACAUAUGCCUGUCAUAAAAGACCCUGAGAUUGAGCGGGCAUUCAAGGACUUAAUGGCCACAAACUGGGAUGAACUCCCACCUGCUGUUGUCCAUGGUGUAAAAAAGGCUUUGUCUAAGAAUACUGAUGACAAGGCUGCUCAAGAAGCCCUGACCAAUGUUUUCCGAGCAGCAGAGGCAGUUGAAGAGUUUACAGGUAUUCUCAUGUCACUGAAGAUGGAAAUGGAUGAUGCCAUUGGGAUGAGUGGCGAGGAUGUGAAACCCAUGCCAGAAGAAUAUGUAAAGGCAAUGCGUACAAUCUUUGAUAGAUAUGCUGCUUAUUUGGACGCAUUUGGGCCAGAGGAGAGCUAUUUGAAGAAGAAAGUGGAGAAUGAGUUGGGAACAAAGAUGAUAUACUUGAAAAUGAGGUGCAGCGGCCUCGAUUCUGAGUGGGGAAAGGUUUCUGUCCUUGGGACUUCUGGAAUCUCUGGUUCUUACGUUGAGCAGAGAGCAUAGAUUUGGCUAGACGGCUAAAUAAAUCUAUUCAUUUUUUCAUGUUUUUGACUUGCGCAAGAAUUUCAGAACCAUUGAAGUUUCCAACAAGUUUACUUUUGCUGCAAGUUUGGUUCUCGUGCUCCUCUUCUGCUAGCAUGUACGCUGAAACUCUGUUCAAGUAGGUAUAAUAAUAAGGAUUUCGGCAAACUUAAGAAGCUAAAAUCCCUGAUGCUGUAAUCUUUCUUCUGAAUUUUCUAUAACUUGGGUUUCAGGCUUGUUAUAUGGUUUCAUGCCGUAAUAAUGGUUUGUUGAUUCGAUUGGCAAAGCAUGUUAUCAUUCUCAUUAAAUGUGUUUUCUGAAUUUUGAAUUAA
Olea europaea var. sylvestris is the source of this 1249-nucleotide messenger RNA. Its product is annotated as succinate dehydrogenase subunit 5, mitochondrial. Gene Ontology annotation, cellular component: respiratory chain complex II (succinate dehydrogenase). Gene Ontology annotation, biological process: tricarboxylic acid cycle. The record is from RefSeq and is a predicted model, not a curated record. Bases 168 to 899 code for a protein of 243 amino acids. NCBI's taxonomy places the organism in Eukaryota, Viridiplantae, Streptophyta, Magnoliopsida, Lamiales, Oleaceae. The transcript has 4 exons.